Molecule: messenger RNA, 321 nt
Organism: Suillus bovinus
Lineage: Eukaryota; Fungi; Basidiomycota; Agaricomycetes; Boletales; Suillaceae
Exons: 1
Coding region: 1-321 (106 amino acids)
Source: RefSeq, a predicted model, not a curated record
AUGCCUUCCACUCGUCUUGAAUCCGUCUCGAACAAGGAGAACAUUAACCCAACAGGAUGUCAAGAAAAGCGGUCCUACAAGAAGGCACUCCCGUUCGUGGUGAUGCCCCUAUCCGCAAAAGUGAAGGAGAGCCAGUGUACAUGUACUCUGCGGAUUAGUCCUCAACAUACUGUUUGUGAUCAAGAUUCUCUGGGUAGCCUGGACAUCUUCGUGGCAUUGGAUGAUUCUCUAUUCUCACAAAGCGCUGAUAGGCGCGCCAAGGAAUUGACGGAAAGCCCGUUGGCUGAAGUGACAGAUGCAUUUACCUGUGUGUACUCCUGA